Molecule: messenger RNA, 1318 nt
Organism: Propithecus coquereli (Coquerel's sifaka)
Lineage: Eukaryota; Metazoa; Chordata; Mammalia; Primates; Indriidae
Gene: VEGFC
Product: vascular endothelial growth factor C
Exons: 6
Coding region: 1-1197 (398 amino acids)
Biological process (GO): induction of positive chemotaxis; positive regulation of mast cell chemotaxis; sprouting angiogenesis
Cellular component (GO): membrane
Molecular function (GO): growth factor activity; chemoattractant activity; vascular endothelial growth factor receptor 3 binding
Source: RefSeq, a predicted model, not a curated record
AUGCACUUGCUGGGCUUCCUCUCUCUGGCGUGUUCCCUGCUCGCCGCUGCGCUGCUCCCGAGUGCGCGCGAGGCGCCCGCCGCCGCAGCCUUCGAGUCCGGACUCGGCUUCUCCGACGCGGAGCCCGACGCGGGCGAGGCCAAGGCUUAUGCAAGCAAAGAUCUGGAGGAACAAUUGCGGUCUGUGUCCAGUGUAGAUGAACUCAUGACUGUCCUCUACCCAGAAUAUUGGAAAAUGUACAAGUGUCAGUUAAGGAAAGGAGGCUGGCAACAUAAUAAAGAACAGUCCAACCCCAACUCAAGGACGGAAGAGACGAUAAAAUUUGCUGCGGCACAUUAUAACGCAGAGAUCUUGAAAAGUAUUGAUAAUGAGUGGAGAAAGACUCAAUGCAUGCCACGGGAGGUGUGUAUAGAUGUGGGGAAGGAGUUUGGAGCAGCAACAAACACCUUCUUUAAACCUCCAUGUGUGUCCGUCUACAGAUGUGGGGGCUGCUGCAACAGCGAGGGGCUACAGUGCAUGAACACCAGCACAAGCUACCUCAGCAAGACGGUAGGUAUUUCAGAUUCCAGCUACACCCGAGGGCCCUCCCCAUCAGAACCUUUAGCUGGGAAUGAUGUGUUCAAAAUUCUGGGUGCCUCAAAGUGUCAGGCAGCCAACAAGACUUGCCCCACAAAUUACAUGUGGAACAACCACAUCUGCAGAUGCCUGGCUCAGCAGGACUUUAUUUUUUCCCUGAAUGCUGAAGACGACGCGACAGAAGGAUUCUACGACAUCUGUGGGCCAAGCAAGGAGCUGGAUGAAGAGACCUGUCAGUGUGUCUGCAAAGGGGGGCUUCAGCCUUCCAGCUGUGGACCCCACAAAGAACUAGACAGAAACUCAUGCCAGUGUGUCUGUAAAAACAAACUUUUCCCCAGUUCUUGCGGGGCCAACAGAGAAUUUGAUGAAAACACAUGCCAGUGUGUAUGUAAAAGAACCUGCCCGAGACAUCAGCCCCUAAAUCCUGCAAAAUGUGCCUGUGAAUGUACAGAAAAUCCACAGAAAUGCUUGUUAAAAGGAAAGAAGUUCCAACAUCAAACAUGCAGUUGUUACAGACGACCGUGUACAAAUCGACUGAAGCCUUGUGAGCUGGGACUUUCGUUUAGUGAAGAAGUGUGUCGCUGUGUCCCUUCAUAUUGGAAAAGACCACAUAUGAACUAGAUUGUACAAUUUUCCAGUUCGUCAUUUUUCUAUUGUGGAAAACUGUGCUGCCGCAUUAGAACUGUCUAUGAACAGAGAGACCCUUGUGGGACAUGGUAACAAAGACAAAAGUCUGUGUUUC